Molecule: messenger RNA, 2094 nt
Organism: Linum trigynum
Lineage: Eukaryota; Viridiplantae; Streptophyta; Magnoliopsida; Malpighiales; Linaceae
Source: the annotation of a GenBank genome assembly
CUAACCCAUUCCGGCGAACAGCAUCAACCCUAAUCUAGUUCAUUAUAGUAAACCAAAUAUGUUUUUCCUUGAAAACCGGCGUUAAUUAUGGUCCGAAUCCAAUCCCUUUGAUUUGAUUUCUGCUGACGGCCUAUCUUUGAACUUGAGUAAACCCUAAUUAAGCGCCGCAGCAAAUACUCGCCGGCCGGCAACUGCCCUCCAAAUCGCCGCCUACUAUGAGCGACGAAAUUCCGGAGGAAUUGAUCACUGGCAUCUUAUCCAAGCUUCAGGUCAGCUCAUCCAUCGCCCGAUUCCGCUGCGUCUGCAAAUCAUGGCGCCGUCUCCUCUCCGACCCAUCUUUCAUCCGCAAGAACAAUCUCGCUUCCUCUGCUUCCGAUCAUCAAUUCAUGGUCGAGUGGACUGACCGCACCGGCGACGUUUUUCGGCACGUUCACCGCUUGAUCUCUCCCGACACGCUGGAGCCCCUCCUUCCCUCUCCCCUUCAGCUCCCCUUCGAUCAAAACAGGCCCCGUAGAGCCGGCGAUUGUCCAAGUUUCAGCGUUGUAGGAUGCUGCAACGGCCUGCUCUGCAUCGUCGAGUACCGCGGCAGAAAGGACGAGGAUCUAAUCCUCUGGAACCCGGCGACCUCCGAAUUCAGAGUCCUCCCGCCUUCCCCCGUCGCCAAUCCGAGUCGCGAAUUUUUGAUCGGCGCGGUGGGGUUUGGUUUCGAUUCGGAAAGGGACGACUACAGAAUCGUCAGACAGUUUUUCUUCGACGAAUUAGGUAUCGGGAGACGUCACUAUAUCUCGGAGGUAUAUAGUUUGAGGAACAAUUGCUGGUGGAGAUUGCCUGACGGCGGCUGCCCGCUGCUCGGCUCUUGGAGGAUCCCGCAGUGCCGUAAGGGGAAGAUGUACUGGUGGCGCUCGACGGGGCAGAGCAAGGGUUUGGUGUUCGAUUCGUUCGACAUUGCGAGCGAAUUGUUCGAAGUAGUCGAGGUGCAUUAUGAUUCGGAGAAACCUUACGAUACUCCGAAUUGUUUGCUGAACGAGGAAUCGAUGGUGGCUGUCUUCCCCGAGUACUACGAGGAGAACCAAGACGAGUACGGAGACAGAAAGUUUAGCACGUCGUGGGACGUCUGGGUGCUGUUGAAGUACUGGGUGUCGGAGUCUUGGAUGAAACUGUACGUCGUUACGAGUCCUCCCGGGAUGAUCAUUGAGAGUUGCGUUGGACUUUCGAGUGGUUUGAAGUAUUUCUUCAACACGGUUCCUACUGAUAUGGUCGACGAACAUGGGGACUACUCGGGAGAUCGCAGCCUAAUCCCAUUUCAUCUCGAGACUGGAGAGUUCGGCGAUGUUCUAAUCGAAGGAAUUUGUGUAAAGGUCAUUACGAAUUAUGUACCCUCUCGAGUUUCUCUGCAAGAUUACCUUCCGCAGUCUCCAAACAUAAUCAGCAAUGUCUCUGAUUUCUACCAUCACAAACUGAUGGAGAUCGAUACUUGGGAUUCUAUCUUUGAUUUGUAAUUUUGAGUAUAGAAAAUGAUCCAUCAUUCUUUGCUGCUUUCUCUGUGAUGUUUAAACAUUAUCAGCAACUACUCCUAGGGCUUGGAUGGCACUGCAGCAAGUUCAUUGCUGGUCUGCAAGUUGUAUCCAGAGGCACUAACUAACCAUUAUCGGGCUUCAAUCGAUCAAUGCUUGACAGAUUCCUCAUCGUCAUCUUCAAUAUCCCAGCACAGAUCCUCCUCUUCCUCGGCAUAACCCAACCGCUUCCUCAAAUCAACUCGACUUACGGCUGCUGUAUUCCCAACCCCUGCAGCCUUCUCUCCGUUGUUAUUGCUGCAGUCUCCAUUGCCUCUACUAUCUUCAAUUUCAUCCCAACUCGUAUCCUCUAUCUCGGGCAACAAGGACUGCUGGCUCGACACGACUGAAACGUCACUGUACUUGCAGGGCUCACCGCCAUUAUUUGGCUGCUUUGAUUGUCCCCAAAUCCACCCCCAACCUUGGUCCCUUCACUCUCUAAAUCAGUACCAGCUCCAUCAUUCAGCCGGUGAGAAAGAAACAUCAUUUUUGAAAGAGAGACUCGUCUCAUUGUGAUCGCGAAGAAAUUUUUGUGUAUCAU